AAACAUCAAAGAUCAAACACAUGGUUUGAUUAAAAUUUGUAGGUAUUGUAUUUAUAUUUGAUUUUUUUCUAAAUUAAAGAAAAGCUUAUAAUGGAUUUCGCCAAAAAAAUGAUGAAAAAAUAUGGAUGGAAUGAAGGCGAAGGUUUGGGCAAGAACAAGAGCGGCAUAAAUAAACCAUUAAAUGCACAUUUAAAAUUCGAUACAACAGGUCUUGGAGUUGAUAAAGCAGCCGAAUUUAAUAAUCACUGGUGGCAAAGAGUUUAUAAUCAAGCAGCCAAUAAUAUUAAAGUUAAAGAAGACAUAAAUCAAAUAUCUUUACAUACUGAUAAAAAUGACCCAGUGGAGAUAUCUACUAAAAAUUAUUCAGUGAAAAAAUUAAAAGCCAAAACAAAUUCUGCAGGUUAUAAUUUCUUUUUGAAGUCAGCUACCUUAACAAACAUGGGAUGUGAGAUUGAAGACCCAAAUAAAACUGAUGCUCAAGAUUUAGAUUUACCAAAAUUUAAGACUUUAACUGACGAGGAACUUUUUGCUGCUUGUGGUGGCAGAACAGCACACAAAGGUGCGAGACAUGGAUUGAAUUUAGCAGGGAAAUUGGAAAGACUUAAAGAACAAGAGGAAAGGUUGUUAGAAAAAAUGUCAGGCAAAACUGAGAAUUUAACGAAAAUGGAGAGCGAUGAAAGUGAGUGGACCGUAGUAACUACUAAGAAAAAUAAAAAAAAUAACCAAGAUACUUAUUCUAAAAUGGUUGAAGAUGAAAACUUGAGUACACUAAAUGAAAUUUUAUAUAAAAAUGAAUACGCCAAUAAAUCCAAAAAAAAGAAGAAGAAGGAAAAAAUGAUAGACAAAAAUUUAUCGGAUAAAGUGGAAAAUAUUGAAAUUACAAAAAAAAUUAACAAAAGUAAGGAGUCUAAUGAGGGCGAUAAAAAAUUCAAGCUGUCUAAUAAUUCGAAAAAUAUUAAGAAAGAUCGUAAAAGUAAACGUAAUAAAUUUAAUUUUAAAUCUUUAGAAAAUAACAUGAGUUUUGAUAACGAAAAAAAUAUAACUGAAACAGAACAAAAUAUAUUUGAAAGAAGAGAAAAUCAAAAAGAAGUGGCAGAUGACCAAAUGAUAGAGCAUGAUUUCGAAAACCCUGUAGACAAGAAAUUAAAAGGUCUAGAAAAUAAAAAGAAUAAAAAAAUAAAAAAUGGGAAAAUUAGUAAAAUGAAAUGUAAAGAUAAAAUCAUUGCUAAAAAAUUAAAAAAAGCGACAAGAGUGUUAGAUAAUUUAGAUAGCUUUCUUAAAAACGAAAAAACUGAUAGUGAUAAUGAUUGAAUAAAGAAAUAAAUGAUUUUAUAGUUUUUCAUGGAUAAUCAAUAUAAUAAUUCAUUAUAUUUUUUAAAUCCUAGAAUAAAAGAUAUUUUCACAUA
Molecule: messenger RNA, 1406 nt
Organism: Condylostylus longicornis
Lineage: Eukaryota; Metazoa; Arthropoda; Insecta; Diptera; Dolichopodidae
Product: G patch domain-containing protein 4
Exons: 3
Coding region: 91-1311 (406 amino acids)
Biological process (GO): regulation of ribosome biogenesis
Cellular component (GO): nucleolus
Molecular function (GO): nucleic acid binding
Source: RefSeq, a predicted model, not a curated record